UCAGUGACAUCAUAGAGCGUGUGUAUAAAACUUGGCGUGCUCGUCAUCCUGCGCGCACACAAUCCUCAGCGGAAACUCGACCCUGCACAAGCCAAAAGAACAAAACAGACAUGAAGUGUUGGUCCUUCCUCCUUUCCUCGCUCCUGCUGUCGGUCCUCCUGCCUCCGCCUCCUGCUCGCUCCGCCGCCACCCAGACGCUCCUCAGGGCGGCCACCGGCGGAGAAGUCACCGCUGCACGUCUUCUGGGCUUUGGCGUCCCCCGCCUCUUCCUCAGAGGCGUUCCGAAGGAGGAGGAAGAGGAGAAUGAUGAGGAGGAGAUGGAAACCGAUGAGGAGCGGACCAAGUUCAAGACGCGCAGGGAGUAUGCGCCGCUCUCCAUCGACCUGACCUUUCACCUCCUGAGAAGCAUGAUCCACAACGCCCGCAUGGAGGAGAAGCAGGUCCGCGCCCAGGUCAACCAGAAAUUGCUCGACGAGGUCGGGAAGUAAAGAGUCCAAUCAAAUGGCGGCCGCUCAUGUGACCUCUCUUGCGCUUUCAACCAAUCUCUAGUAAAACUAGCAAAAUAAUAGCGACAUUGUAUUCGGGGAAGAAUGAAGAGACGGGACCUCGACGGUGUGUGUUUGAUGACGAAUGAUGUCAUUGUUAUUUUAUUCCACCUGCACUGAUUUUUCUCUGCUAUCACCAAAUGUUAAAAAAAAAAAAAUCAUUGCUGAAUGUUGUCACCUUGCCAUUUAUAUUUUGUAAUAAAACAUGAUCAAUUCUUGGCUUACUCCAACGUUUGAGAGUUUAAUAUAUUCUUUGUCAUAAAAUCAGAAAUAAAAGGUAAGGAAUUAAACAUUAUGAUGACUAUUGCAUCGCCUUCUGUGUGUGAAUGACAAAGAUUUUCACGCAUUGCACUGCAGUGAGAGAAUGCAAAAAUGAUUACAUAGUGUCAAAUAUUGUUUUUAUUGAAUUUUUUUGUGUGUGUAGGAGGAGUACGGACGCCGGAGAGUCCAAGUAGUACACGCCUCACCUUCUGCUGGGAUCACGACAUUCCAGCGGAGUUUGUCAGUCCACCUCGGAGUCGUCUUCACCUGUGAGUCGCACGCACACACACAUGAAUGAAUGCCAGCUGACUUAUAUGCGGCAAUAUCAGAUGGAGGGUAUACAAACCGCGUGGGAAGUGGAUGUCGUUCAGCACUUCGGCGAUGUCAUCCACGUCGAUGACAAAAUGGCUCAUGUUGUCGAAGGACAACUGGACGUUGGCAUUCUGACAACACACAUACACAAAAAUAAAUGCACACACUGUAGGACAUGACGCACAUCACAACUACUCAAUCAACUUACUUGUCCAGUAUGACAGUGACAUUCUGUGAGAAAGACAGAAAUUAAAAUCACGAGGACAAAAGUAUGUUUGUGUCAUAACAUUGUAGUUUAAUGAUCACUUUUUCUUUAAAUACAGUACUUUGUUUCAGGCUUUUUUGAUUUUUUUUUUUAUGUUAUAAAACAAUGUUUUUUUUUCAGCUUAAAAAAAAAAAAAAAAUUCAGGUUAAAAAAAAAAAGAAAAGCUGACAUUUAUAACUAAUUUUGUCAUCAAAAUAAGUCUAAGAAAAUUCUUAAAAUGCCAUCCAAUAUACUUGGCUUAUACUGUCCCCUGCAAAAUGACUUAAAGGCAAUGUCAGAAAAGUUCCAGGGACUGCUGUCACAAAAUCUAUUUCAAAUAUGAAAAGCUGUCGUGCGUCUUUGAAUGAUGCGGUGACCCAUGUCCCGGUACAUUUCCGCCACACCUCGUAUUUGUUUGCAUCGCUCAAGUUUCAAGUCAUUGCAAGAUGUUGCUCGUGAGGGUCCAGCCUCAACAAUGUCAUAUUGCUCAUCCAACGGUGUAAACAGAAAAGGCUCAUGUUUAAGGCUUUUCUAUUCAUGUCCGCCUUUAUAAAAGUAACAACGAAAGGCUUGUGGUAUUAAAGUGGAUAGGACUACAUGUUUCUGUAUAUAUCGGAAUGCAUCUAGAAGUAUAUCAUGUG
Molecule: messenger RNA, 2003 nt
Organism: Syngnathus typhle (broad-nosed pipefish)
Lineage: Eukaryota; Metazoa; Chordata; Actinopteri; Syngnathiformes; Syngnathidae
Gene: ucn1
Product: urotensin 1
Exons: 2
Coding region: 111-488 (125 amino acids)
Cellular component (GO): extracellular region
Molecular function (GO): hormone activity
Source: RefSeq, a predicted model, not a curated record